AUGCAUCACAGAAUUCUUAUGUUGAUACACUAUACAUGUUUUUUUCUGCUCUCUUGUACCGAUUGCAAAGAUAAUAACAACAUUUCAUCCAACGUCAAGUUCGGAUAUAAAUCCGUUUAUAUUCGUGAUGCACAAGGUUUAGGAGUAUUUGCCCGUCGUUUCAUAGAAAGUCGCAGUUAUUUUGGUCCUUAUGGUGGCGAUAAGCGCAAUACUCAUCUCAUUGAAGAAGCAAGCGAUUAUAGUUGGCAAGUGCCAGAUAAGUCAGGUAAUAUAAUGUAUUACAUCGAUGGAGGUGAACCUAACAAGUCAAAUUGGCUUCGAUUUGUUAAUUGUCCUAAUACUGUGAGUCAAGAAAAUCUCAUAUCAUUCGUGUAUCAUGGUGAUAUUUUCUACUUGGCAAUUCGAAAUAUUACUGUUGGAGAGGAACUUCUAGUUUACUAUGGACACAAUUAUGCCAAGAAGCUUGGUGUUGAUACGACGCAGUUCCGUUAA
Adineta steineri is the source of this 492-nucleotide messenger RNA. NCBI's taxonomy places the organism in Eukaryota, Metazoa, Rotifera, Eurotatoria, Adinetida, Adinetidae. The record is from the annotation of a GenBank genome assembly.